Molecule: messenger RNA, 2047 nt
Organism: Ostrinia nubilalis (European corn borer)
Lineage: Eukaryota; Metazoa; Arthropoda; Insecta; Lepidoptera; Crambidae
Gene: Con
Product: connectin-like
Exons: 4
Coding region: 192-1757 (521 amino acids)
Cellular component (GO): extracellular matrix
Molecular function (GO): protein binding
Source: RefSeq, a predicted model, not a curated record
UCUGUCGGAGAGGACGCACGUCGGUCUCGCAUCCCUCCGUUCACUCGUCCCGCGGAUUUCGAAAAAGAAUAACAGUUUCAAAACAUGUUCAGUGAGAGUGAUAAUGUUGACACGUGAUCACUGGAAUGGUUGCUGUUCUAGCGGAAAAUUUUGAAGGUUCUAGCGACGAUUCUAAUAAAGAUUAAACGAAAAUGGAGCGGCGGAUCGCGGGGAUAAUCUACAUCCUGAUCACUUUUGCUCUCGUUAACGAAAUGUCAAUUAACGUCCAAGCAAAAGACAACAACAAACGGAAACCCAAAGAGAAAAGUGGCGGGUUCCAGAAGAAUAUUUGUGACGUCAGCGACCGCGACUCAAAGGUCCACUGCUAUUGCGAAAACACCAGAGAGCCGAGGAAUGCAACAAAAGCGGAAUGCUGGGUAUUCAAUGGCGGCAUACCGCGGGACGAUCUCAUCUGGCAAAGUUUCGCUUCGCAACCAACUUUGCAAACUUUGUCUUUUAAUGUCCGCGUCGAUGGCGCUUUAGGGUACGUCCCGACAAAAGCGCUGCACUUUCUGAAAAACCUCAAGUCAAUCAACAUCCGAUACGGCAAUAUUAUAGACGUAACACCCUACGCUUUCGCCAACCUCACAAAUCUAACAGACGUCACGAUUUCCCAAAACCAAAUAGAAAAUCUCCACCAGUACGCGUUCGCUCAUCUCCCAAACAUAACAUUAAUAAAUCUGGAAGACAACAUGAUCUUGGAAAUCGGCACAGAAGCGUUUUACGAUUUGCCGAAGUUGCACAAACUUGUCUUCACCAAGAAUAACAUAUCGUCGAUCAGAGACGGAGCGUUCUUGCACACGUUCAAUCUAUUGGAAUUGGACUUGAAUAAAAACAACAUAAUCCAUUUGAGACGUCGCACGUUUGAUGGAUUGGCCAACUUGCGGAAAUUGGAUCUACGGAGGAACCGCAUUUACAAUUUGACCGAAUACACGUUCGCUGAACUGUGGAAUUUGCAAGAGUUGUUGCUGGGGAAGAACGAUCUGAAGUACAUUUCGGAAAGGGCCUUCGACGGGCUGUCUCAGCUCCGCAAGCUGUCUCUAGACGACAAUAAACUGAGUGCACUACCCGCCAGCCUUUUCGAAGGGGUGAGGGGACUCAACUCCCUCGACCUACGUUCCAACGAACUACACGCAUUAACUUUUGACAAUAUCAAACCCAUAUUGGACAACUUGAAGCCGCAGAACAGCAAUUUGCUACUCGAAGAGAACAACUUCGUGUGCGACUGCCGGUUGAAAUGGAUGCACUCGCUUCGGAACGAGACUAAAAGCCAAAACACGAAGGCGUCGCUCGACGGCGUCACAUGCAAAAUGGAUCCGCCCAUAGUGAGCUCCGCAUACAACAAGAUGCCCGACGUGAUAGAAAAUAAAAUAGAUUACAAUCAAGACAUCCUGCACGCGGGGAUAACGAUCGAGACGUUAAACGAGAAAAUGAACGUGACUGAGAAGAAAAUGAUACCAGAAGAGCUGAAUAAAGAUCAGAGCUUAGCUAAGAAGCCGGUCAAGAGAGUCGUUUUGAAAAUACCCCCAGAAAACCUACCGUGCCCGAGAGACACCAAGACAACAACUGAGACACCACCCUUUAUAGUGGAUCCAGUGAUUCCAAUCCAAAACGAAAUGAAAAUAUUUAGGUUUCAUGAACCAAACACAGCGUACAGACUGUCGUACAAAUCCACCAUUGUGUUAUGGAUUGGGUGUUUUGCCUUUUUCUUUACUUAAAUAUUGUAAGUCAAUUAGGUUAUUCUAGUCACUAGUUAAGUGUAAGCGAGAUACAGACUAAGUCCUUUUAAGUCACAGUUAUUGUAUGGGAUUAAUUAUUGAGCACUAAACAUUUAUUAAAACAAUAAUGUGAUUGUAUUCACCAUUAUACUUAAAUGUUGUAAAUUACCGGAUUUAAUGUUAAGUAGUUGUAAAUGUAAAUUGGAUUUGUUUCAUUCGAUCUUGAAUCAUGCAUCGACCUUGUAAUGUUUUUGAUAGCGGCAUGAGUAUCGGUGUUUUCUUUUAAUAAU